Messenger RNA from Anguilla anguilla (European eel), 2498 nucleotides. Its product is annotated as extracellular matrix protein 1-like. The coding region runs from base 291 to 1826 and encodes 511 amino acids. The transcript is spliced from 10 exons. The record is from RefSeq and is a predicted model, not a curated record. Gene Ontology annotation, biological process: signal transduction; regulation of bone mineralization. NCBI's taxonomy places the organism in Eukaryota, Metazoa, Chordata, Actinopteri, Anguilliformes, Anguillidae. Gene Ontology annotation, cellular component: extracellular region.
CACCCUCAGAGUUUGCGCAACCACAGCACCUAGAAGCAGUAGGCUAUUCGUUUACCUAGCUGUUUUACUGUCAAUGCAUUAUACUUGUGGGAGUUAAAACUGGUUCGCGUCGUUUCCUGCACUUCUACGCUCAAAUAUAAACGGGCAUCCACGGUUGGAACAACGGAAGACAGAAAAAAAGAAAGCACACAAGGAGAAGACGUCGUUUUGUCUCCCUAUCAGCCUUACAUAUUUAUCAUAGACUACGAGUAGUCAAUUAACGGCACGGACAAACAGACUGUGUCUUAACUAUGGGAUCUUUGGUCCUCAGAAGUUUGUUGGUAGUAGUCGCUGUUCUGGAAUUUGGUUGCUCGGCAUUGGAAGGUACCAGUCAGCUUGACCCUGACAUUACCCAGAGAGAGGUGACCUUUGACCUUGAAGAUCUUUGGGAACACAUAGAACUCCCAGAAGCUGACCCUGAUGUGACCCAAAGAGAAGUGACCAUUGACCUUCCCAAAAUUUUGAGAGAAAGAGGAUCCAGGAGGGGGGAACCAGAUAUGACACAAAGGAUGGUGGAUCCUGUUCUCGAUGGUCAUUUUGAGGAAAUAGAUCGCCCAAUGUUAUUCCCUCGCUCCUUCGAACCCAAACUGCCAUUUCCUCCUGCCCGCCCUUACUUGCACAACUUUCCUGCCAUCUGUCACCAUGGUGAGGGUCGCCAUAAAUACUCACGAAGCUCCUUCCCCCAGGAUCGUUUCACACACCUGCAAAGACAGGGAGAUGCCAUCGGCAAUGUUGAGUCCUUGUACAGUUUCUGUUGCGAGAAGAAUGGGACACUGGGCUCAAAGCUUUCCCUCUGCUGUGCUCAACAGGCGUGGGAGCAUGCUCUCAACAAUUUCUGUGAUGAAGAAUUCUCCAUCAAGACCAACCAUUACCAUUGUUGCAGGAAGCGGAGUGUAGCCCGGUGGAGCUGUUUUGAGAAGGGCGCUCCCAACAAAUCUUACCAGCCUACCAACAGAUUUUACCAGCCUACCAGCAAGGGUUCAGUGGCCCCAAAGUCACCUUCAGAGUCAGAGUUUAACUGGAACCCCGACAACUGCCAGCGGACAGACUUGGAGCCCAGGGAGUUUCGUGAAGAUCCAAAAGUUCCAGACAUCCGCUUCCCACCUGGUAGGCCCACUUCUUCCAACAUAAGAAUGAUCUGCGAUCUCCGCAAGAUCCGCCCCCGAUACGACCUCAAAUGUCUGCCAAGUGACAGAUAUGGCUGGCUUGCACGUCAGUCAAAGGCCAUCAACAGGUUGGAGAAGGGCAUAAAGCAGUGCUGUAAGGGGCAGGAUGAGGUGCUGGCCUGUGCUGAUGGAAAGUGGCAGGCGGAGAUGGACAGGUACUGUAAGGAGGAGCGGUCUGUCAAAAGCAAUGUCUUCUCCUGCUGUGAUAUGCCCAAGGGACAAGACCGUUACAGCUGUAUUUCGGAAAGCGCACCCGACUCAACAUACACAUAUGAAAUACGCCCAAGACCGAUCGACUCUGUUUUCGUCAAACUCGACCUGGUCUGUGACACACACAAGCUGCUCGCAAAGAAAUUUCCUGUGCCAUUUCCCGUUAAAGGUUUAGUAAGUCAGUGCUGUCACCUACCUGCAGCUCAGAGAACAGCAUGUGUGCAAGGAGAGCUGGAUGACCUGAUGGAGAGAAUGUGUACAGAAAAAGAACCCCUGCCUCCAACCGUUUCCCCCGACUGCUGCUUGCAGACUUCCCCUCCUGUAGCCAACUGUCUCUUCAAGUUACUGGAAGAUGCCCUCAUCAAAGCAAAACGUUAUUCUCCAAUCAAGAGGAAGUGCCCCCUGGUCUAGCUUCUGAUUAAUUUUCCUUGACUUUCACAGAAGUGCUUUUUUCUGCUGAUGAUCAUCGAUGUAUUCAGAUGAAAUUUGGGUGAAAUUGGAAUAAAAAUGUCUCUGCAGGUUCAAAUAAUCAAUUAUGCGCUUGUAAAAUAUUUUCUUUUGAUAUAAUUAGAACAUGGGCACAUUGAUAUUUGUAUUUCUGUCACUACUAAUAUGAUACCUGUUACGCUGUAUUCUGGACUCAAGGAGAAGUGCCCCCUGGUAUAGCUUUAAAUAUAUUGUAUUUGAUAUUUGUAUUUGUCACCACUAAAAUGAUACUUGUUAUAUUUGAAUUUAUUUGCCAUGUUUGUAAGGUACAUUUUCUCUGCACCAUUUUCAGCACUGCUAGCUGGGAUGACCAGUAGUUCAAAUACGUGUAUAUGCAUUUGUACAUAUGCAUUUCAUAUGUAACAAGGGAUGUUGUCCUUAUUUUUUGUAUGAUUUACACCUCCAAAACAACCUAUGCUUCCACUAUUUUGAAUGUAGUUUAUAGAUACAUUUAUUGGAAAGGUAUUUAGUGUUUCAGAACAAAACACAUAAGUGUAUUUUUGCACAUCUCUGACUCCCAGAACUUAAUUUUCACUGUCUGCAAUCUUGUACUCGAAUAAACAUUAAAAUAAAUGUAGAUAUUUUCAACAUAAACUA